Molecule: messenger RNA, 1703 nt
Organism: Esox lucius (northern pike)
Lineage: Eukaryota; Metazoa; Chordata; Actinopteri; Esociformes; Esocidae
Product: 1-phosphatidylinositol 4,5-bisphosphate phosphodiesterase zeta-1
Exons: 11
Coding region: 81-1577 (498 amino acids)
Biological process (GO): lipid metabolic process; positive regulation of cytosolic calcium ion concentration involved in egg activation; intracellular signal transduction
Cellular component (GO): nucleus
Molecular function (GO): phosphatidylinositol-4,5-bisphosphate phospholipase C activity
Source: RefSeq, a predicted model, not a curated record
GAACCACAUAGGAAUCAAUUCCAGGAGCCAGGUUUGAGACGGGGGUCCGGGCUGGGCCGUGCCAGAACCGAAGCAGUGCCAUGAAAAAGACCAAGGUCUCUCCCUCCAGGAGGGUGUACAUCCAGAACAUCUACCGAUGCUACACCUCUGAGGGGAGCACAAUGCCUGCCUCCGCCCUCCUCAGGUUCCUCCACAUAGAACAGAUGGAGAAGGCAGCAAGUCAAGAAACAGCGGAGGGCUUGAUUGACAGAUACGAAAUUGACCAAACAGCCAGGGCAAGCAGGACCAUGACAUUCGACGGCUUCUACAGGUACAUGGAGUCUAAAGACUGUCACGUAUUCGACCAGACGCACGCGUCCGUGUACCAAGACAUGGAGCAGCCUCUGUGCCACUACUACAUCUCCUCCUCCCAUAACACCUACCUCACCGGGAACCAGCUGGUGGGCAGGAGCACCCAGGACUCCUACGUCAGUGCUCUGAGGAGGGCCUGUCGCUGUCUGGAGAUUGACUGCUGGGAUGGUCCCGGCGGAGAGCCUAUUGUCUAUCACGGCCACACUCUGACAAGCAAAAUCUUCUUCAAAGACAUUAUCCUUAGCAUUGAGCAGCAUGCGUUCGAGGUGUCUCCAUACCCGGUGAUCCUGUCCCUGGAGAACCACUGCACCCAUGGCCAGCAGGAGGUCAUUGCCCAGCACCUCAUCUCUAUCCUGGGGGACAAACUGCUGGUCAGCGGCCUGGUCCAUAACACUCAGCCUGGACAACUACCUAGCCCUGAGGACAAGGCUGUGGUGGUGGCUGAGAAGCUAUCAAAUCUGGUGGUCUACACUAAGUCUGUGAAGUUCCACAACUUCGCGCACUCCAGGGAGCACCAGCGGUACUUUGAGAACACUUCCCUUGGGGAGAAGAAGGCUCGCAAGCUGGCCAAGGCCUCAGCGUUAGAGUUCCUCCAGCACAAUAUGAUGUUCAUCACCAGGAUCUACCCAGCAGGUUCUAGAACCCUAUCUUCAAACUACAAUCCUCAGGAGUUCUGGAAUGUUGGCUCACAGCUUGUGGCUCUGAACUUCCAGUCCUUAGGCUUGCCCAUGGACCUGAACAAUGGGCUAUUCCAGGACAAUGGUGGAUGUGGUUAUGUCCUCAAACCUAAUUUCCUCCGGAUGGAUCUGGGCGUGUUUAAUCCCAACAGUUAUCGUUACAACCUGAAGCCUGCUCACCUCCUUCUGAAGGUUGUCAGUGGCUCUAACCUGCCUGCCUCGCGGAGUGGUAAGGCCUUGGAUCCCUUCAUCAGACUGGAGAUCCAUGGACCCAACUCAGACUGCACUAGCAGGGACACGGACACCGUGAGGCGCAAUUCUCUGAACCCUCAUUGGGACACAGCCAUGAACUUCACCAUCUCUGUCCCUGACCUCUGCCUCAUCCGCUUCUCUGCACGCUACCAGACCGGACUCACCUCAGAGUUCAUUGGACAGUACACCCUACCCCUUAUCAGCAUGAAGAAAGGGUACCGAUGGGUUCCUCUCCUGACUAGAGAGGGCUACAGCCUGGAUCCAGCUUCCCUCUUCGUCUUUGUCUGGUACUACUAGAACCUGUCUUGAACCUGGGUUUCUGCAGUAGAACCACGUGCCUGGUCCUUCAUCAGAACACCUGAGCCUGUAUAAAGGGUUCUUCCAGCAGGACAACAAACAACCGCUUGAGUACUGAAUGAUAAA